Racocetra fulgida is the source of this 323-nucleotide messenger RNA. Lineage: Eukaryota; Fungi; Glomeromycota; Glomeromycetes; Diversisporales; Gigasporaceae. The record is from the annotation of a GenBank genome assembly.
CAUUAUUACGUCCAUUACUUCAUCGUCUACAACGAAUGAAACUAUGAAUAACAGUAAUACCAUGUUCCCUAUUGUUUCCUGUCAAUCUAGCGCAUCUUCCAAUGGUAAAAAUAAACGCGGCAGAAAGCCCUUACCAGCAAUGCCUUCUGGAAAGAGGCAUUUCAAAAAUUUUGUCAACCAACACGCAUUCCGUGAACGUAAAAAAACUUAUGUCCGUGAUUUGGAAACUAAAGCUUCAAAAUUCGAAGCAUUGUAUACUGAAUCUUUAACUGAGAUUAAAUCAUUGAAAGAAAAAGUCGCGUUUUUAGAAAAACUCCUUGCAA